Messenger RNA from Capsaspora owczarzaki ATCC 30864, 1236 nucleotides. RefSeq lists its product as hypothetical. The record is from RefSeq and is a predicted model, not a curated record. Bases 1 to 1236 code for a protein of 411 amino acids. The transcript has 4 exons. Lineage: Eukaryota; Filasterea; Ministeriida; Capsasporidae.
AUGGCAUCAUCAUCAUUGCCAGCACGACCUGUGCGACUGGACGCCGACACCGACGCCGAUGCCGAUGCUGAUGCUGAUGCUGAUGCCGCUGUGAACGUAAAGCCGAGCGUGCCAACUGAGCCCGCCAGCUGCGCCGCUGAGCCCAAUGAUACUCUGGGCAGCAGCGAUCAAGCACCCUUGGUACGAGCGGUAACUGACGCUCAACCGGCAGCCCGUUCGUUGCCGGGACUCCAGUCACCUGCAUCGCCGUCGUCUGCAGCACAAGCACAAGCACAAGCACAAGCACAAGCACAAGCACAAGCACAAGCACAAGCACAAAGCACAAAGUCCCCCCGCGUCAGAGUGCCCAAGAAGGCUGCGAGUCCAGCAGCCGCGUCGUCCCCGCGCUCAGCAGCUGCGAGCCCAUCGCGGCCUCCUCCCACCUUGACAUCCAGCUAUUCGGGUCGAAUCAGACCGCAGGAGAUUCAAGAUUAUGCCGCUGCUGGCCUCGUGUUUUUCCGUCGCCAUCCGGACGCCAACGCCUUUUCAUUGUUGCUCUGCGAGGAACCGCGUCCUGGAAAGGCAAAGCUGUCGUCCCCGGCGAAAGCUGCGAACGGCCACAACUUGUUUGUCACAUUGAUUGGCGGCAAAGUCGAAGCCGAGGACCUCCGGAACCCGCUUUUGACCGCUGUUCGUGAGUUUCAGGAGGAAACAGGCGGAGCGCUUUGGGAAGACGCGAGUGACACCGCAGCCAUUGACCGACUACUUGGCAUGUGCAAACAUGCCGCCGCAAUGUGGCACAUGCCUGGUCGCUACGUUGCAUACCUGGUCGAAGUUCCUCCCAGCGAAGAAGCAGCAUUUGCAACGCUUCCUGCGCGCUUUGCCAACAAAUUUGUCGCCGGCAGUCCACGCUCUGCAAACACUCCGGCUCGUCGUAUUGACUGGUUUGACUGGGCCCACCUACAUGCAGCCUCCGCGUCCCAUCAUCAGCUGGUCUACCCGGCCGGCAACCUCCCAUAUUCCGUUCCUGCGACCCCAGCCGCAGUCGAGCUUCAUUUUCUUGCCAAGGCUGUAUUCACCUCGUUUGCCUUCGAUCCGACUCUGAGGUAUGCGUUCCGGGAUGAUCCACGCAAUGACAAUGACCUUCAGGCGGUGUUUUGCUUCUUGACUGGCGCUCAGUCCGCAUCUUUACCAACUGAGAUUGCCGACCUCAUUGUGACAAAGCAUUACUGGCAAGGCGCGCAGCACACUGAAUGA